Molecule: messenger RNA, 558 nt
Organism: Monosiga brevicollis MX1
Lineage: Eukaryota; Choanoflagellata; Craspedida; Salpingoecidae
Exons: 6
Coding region: 1-558 (185 amino acids)
Source: RefSeq, a predicted model, not a curated record
AUGCCUUUGCUGCGACGUCUCUGGGUCCUCCGCCGCUUGCUGCGCCGCUUUCUGACAGCAGCCUGCAAUCAUGACUCACCAAACUGGCACAUUACCACGACCGCUCCGCAGACGCUGGCUCACUUCAUGCGCGCCUCGGUCAGCGCGCUCCGCCCCAACCUGGCAGUGCUCGCCGCCAGCCGUCUGGCGCAGGCACGCUGCUAUGCUCUGGACGCCGCAGUCAAGAACCGCAUUGAUGACCUGGUGCAGAAGGAGAAGCUCUUUGUCUUUAUGAAGGGCGAGCCGUCCAUGCCCAUGUGCGGCUUCAGCAAGGCCGUCAUUCAGGUCCUCGAGAUCCAUGGUGUUGAGGCCGAGAAGGUCCCCUUCUUCAACGUGCUGAGCGACGAGGAGAUUCGUCAGGGCAUCAAGGAAUACUCAGAGUGGCCCACCAUUCCUCAAGUGUUCAUCAAUGGCGAGUUUGUUGGCGGCUGUGACCUCAUGAUCGAAAUGCACCAGAACGGCGAGCUCGACGACAUGCUUGAGGAGGCUGGCGUUGCGCGCAACGUACCCACUUCGUGA